GGCGGCUCUAGGCGAACCCAAACGGGACGCCGGGCUAACAUUUUGAGCUUUCACACCCGAAAAGACACCGGGGCUUCACUGAGUUACCGCGCCGUUUGCACACCCACUGGUUUGGCUUUGUGAAGGGAGUGCUUUCGCUAACGUCUGUUCAAGCUAAUAAACGCAAAAAUUGGGAUUGUAAAAUAAUAGGUUUCGCUUAUCAUGAGAGGGAAAAGGGGCAGGCCGCCCAAACCGCUAGGAGCUGAGGAGCCAUCUCCAGCCUCGGCCCGGGACUUACGACCCAGGAGGAAUCUGAAGCCCCGGGCAAGGGACAGCGGGGACGAGGACGUCGAGAGCCCCACACGGGAAAGCCCCAAGCCUUCCAGGGGGAAGAAGAAGCGGAGCUCCGUCACGUCAACACGGGGCAGGGGACGAGGUAGAGGUGGCGGUGGUGGCAGAGGAGGCAGAGGGGGUCGUGGAGGGAGGAGGACGGCUGCGUCCAAAACAGUGGUGUACGACGACCACGAGAGUGACGAGGAGGAGGACGAUGCUGUCAGUUUGAGGUCGGAGGAGGACGAGUAUGUUGAGGAGGAACCUCAGUCCGAGGAGGAUGAGGCCCUCAAAGAGGACUCUGAUUGCCUUGAUGAUGAUGUGCUGGACGAGGAGUUGGAGGAGGAGGAUGAUGCCAGCUACUGUACAGAGAGUAGCUUUCGGAGUCAGAGCACACACGCCAGCACUCCGGGAAAAAAAAGAGGACGGGCUCCAAGACCUCGUACUCCCAUCCUUGAGGAGAAGGAGAUUCCCCCUCUUGAGCUUCCUGAAACCUCUGAGGAUCUCUUGGUGCCUAAUGAGGAGCUGCUAAAUGCCACCUCCAUCUACGAGGUGGUACGGAACUUCAGCACCGUGCUGCGUCUCUCACCCUUCCGCUUUGAGGACUUCUGUGCAGCAUUGGUGGGCCAGGAGCAAAGCACUUUAAUAGCAGAGACCCAUAUUUCCCUGUUAAAGGCCAUCUUACGUGAGGAGGAUUCCUCCAACACUACGUUUGGCCCUGCUGAUCUCAAGGACAGCGUCAACUCCACUCUGUACUUUAUUGAUGGUAUGGCAUGGCCUGAGGUGUUGAGGGCAUACUGUGAGAGUGACAGGGAGUACCAUCAUGUCCUGCCGUUCCAGGAGUUGGAUGAGUAUCCCUAUGGCCCACUUGAAAGCAAGAUCAAAGUGCUACAGUUCUUGGUAGACCAGUUUCUUACGACUAACAUUGCCCGUGAGGAGCUGAUGUCGGACGGUGUCAUGCAGUAUGAUGAUCACUGCCGUGUGUGUCACCGCCUGGGUGACCUGCUGUGUUGUGAGACCUGUUCAGCAGUCUACCACCUGGAGUGUGUGAAACCGCCGCUGGAGGAGGUUCCAGAGGACGAGUGGCAGUGUGAGAUUUGUGUUGCACAUAAGGUGCCUGGUGUCACAGACUGUGUGACAGAGGCACAAAAGAACAAGCCUUACAUCCGCCAAGAGCCCAUUGGAUAUGACCGUCACCAAAGGAAAUACUGGUUUCUAAACAGAAGGAUUAUUGUGGAGGAGGAUGGACAACAUGAGAAGAAAAAGAUCUGGUACUACAGCACCAAGGCCCAGCUGGAGGAGCUCCUGGGGCGCCUGGAUAAGGAGUACUGGGAGAUGGACCUCUACGCUACUUUAGAGGAGAUGAAAGAGGAGGUGCAAGCUCACAUGGACAUCACAGAGGACCUCACAAAUAAAAGCCGCGGAAACAGUAAAUCCUACCUCUCUGCUCUCAAUGAAGUGGUCACAGAGCGUCUGAAGGUCAUGCGGGAGGAACAGGAAGUCAAGCAGCGGGCAGAAGAGGCCAGGCAGGAAGCAGACAAGGACUCCGUUAAGACCGCAGAGGACACAGAGUUCAACACACAGUUCAACAACGGGGAACACAAAGACUCUGAACCCAGUGACAACUUGAGUUCACAAGCUGCAGUUCCACCUGCUGCAGAGGAGAGCGGUGUGUCAGAUCCGAACCCCGGCUUGACCGUUCAGGACCCAGCUGCGACUAAAACAGAAUCCCUCAAACCUAGCAAGGAAACUGAAUCCACGCAGGUUAAGAGCCAGGAGCUCGGGGAGUCGCCUCCAGUGGUGACACCGAACAGAACAGACGAGGACAUGAAAGGGGAGUUGAGCAGCGAAGGGACACAUCCUAAUGAGACGCAGGUACAAACCCAGGAUCAGCCGCAGCUUACAUCACAACCAGACGCCAACAACAGCAGCAGCCAGGGGUCUUUUGGCCUUAGGAAACCAGAGCAGCCUGACCUGGCUGAUAGGUCCUCUCAGUCUUCUUUUACCAGUCAGGAUGGGACAGAGGAGUACAACAAGAGGGUGAAGAGUGACAGAGCAACAGCAGCUGGAGGAGAAUCUAACGACCAGACACCCAGAGGCAGCAAAGAGUCGUCUCCAGUUGGCUCUGAUGCUGAAGCUUCACGUCUCGGCGUCUUCAAACGGGACCCCAUCUCGAGGGCCAAUCUGAACAACCUGUUCAAACUGGGUCAGGAAGGGAAGUACCGGGUCUACCACAACCAAUACAGCACCAACGUCCUGGCCCUCAACAAACACCAGCAUCGCGAGGACCACGACAAGAGGCGCCACCUCUCACCACAAUUUAGCCUGACGGACAGCAUCUGAGUCAAAUGGAACGGUUCAAUCUAUGGCUCGCGGUCCCUGACAGUGUCCACCCUGCGUCUCACCAUCAUCCAGUUAGAGACCAAUGUCCCAGGACCGUUUAUGCACCCAAACUGGGCAUCACACAGGACCAACUGGAACAAAGCAGUGCAGAUGUGCAGCAAGGCCAGGGAAUUUGCUUUGGCCUUGGCUAUACUCGAGUGUGCAAUCAAACCGGUAGUCAUGCUGCCUGUUUGGAAGGAUUCUCUUGGACACACAAGGCUGCAUCGUAUGACCUCAAUGGAGCGGGAGGAGAAGGAGAAGGUGAAGAAGCGAGAGAAAAAGCUGGAGGAUGAGGAGACGAUGCAGCAGGCGACAUGGGUGAAGUACACCAUCCCCAUCAAACACCAGGUGUGGAAGCAGAAGGGAGAGGAGUACAGAGUGACAGGUUAUGGUGGCUGGAGCUGGGUCAGUAAGACCCGGGUUCCCCGUUUUGUUCCAAGGCUACCGGGGAACACAAACGUGAAUUACCGCAAAGAACUAGAGGCAGCAGCUAAAAUGAACAAGGAAAACACAGCAGCUUGCACAAAUAAAGAGACAAAACUGAUCGAUACUGAGACAGGCCCACAUGGUGUAGAUGAGAAUAAGGAGCAAACAUCCAGCAGUAAAUCAUCUCAGAGCACUUUGUCAGAGGAUGGACAGAGCUUGAAAGAGAAGGAAGAACCUGCAGAGGGAAAAGAUGUGGAAGAAAAGCAAGAGGAGGAAAAAAUGGAGGGUGAUCCUUGCCAAGAAACUGUAGCUCCAAGUGACGACAAAGAUAAAAGUGAAGACAAAGGAGCUCUCUUGUCUUCAGUGCAACCUGCGAAAGAAGAACCCAUCCCAAAAAUUGAGCAAUCCAAGAAAGAAGAGACCUCUGCCUCAAAACUGUAUUAUGAUGUAGUGAAUGUCAGUGAGGGCUUCCAGCUGCGGACGGCCUAUAAAAAGAAGGUAAAGCCUUCCAAACUGGAUGGGCUUUUGGAGCGCAGGGUGAAACAGUUCACCUUAGAGGAAAAGCAGAGGCUGGAACGGAUGAAACAGGUGGGUCUUCUGUCCAAAAUGGCUGUGACAAAGUCGGCGACUGCUGUUAAGACUGAAGCAUCUGCAUCAGGUAAACAGCAGUCUGCUGUUACCCCAAGUGUCAAAGUAGAGGAGAAAGAGGAGACCCGACAAAUGAAAGACCAUGUGGUGAAAAGGCUUGAUUUUGAGCAGGAGCAGACAGCUACAAAAACUGAGCCAAAGAAGGAGAACACCGAUGUCAAAUCUGACCUGACACCUCCCCACAGCAAAGAGACAGAGGGGAAUGCUGAGCAGGGGAAUGGUGAGGAAGCACAUAAAGAAGUGAAUGGAGAACCAGUAGAGAGCAAAAACAACUGUAUAUCAGAAUUACCAGAGAGCAAGGAAAAACUGCAGAAGUCGGAGGUCGCUCGAGUAGGGGACAAUGCUAAGAAACGUGGGUAUGACGAAGUUGAGCCAGAUAGUGAGCAGAAUAGCACAGAAGACCAAAGCAAGAACAUUUCUGUGCAGAUAAAUGGGAAAACAGUCUCCUCUAUGGAGUCAGACAUCCACACAGAUGCAGGCCAAAAUGAUUUCAAAGAGCCGGUCAAGUCUCUGAUGAACGGUAACCUCUGUCCAAACGACGUCUCCGACAUAGCUCACCCCCCACCACACAAAGUGCCCAAAUUAGAGAACCACGUGGCUGAGAAAGGAGACUGUGGUGUAACAAAUAAAAAUGAAGAUGUGGCCAUGGAUGGCGAGGAGCUUCCUGCUAAGCUUCCGUCCUCACGUCCUUGCUUAAACAGCAACAGUGAAGACAAUUGCAACAGCAGUGAUGUAAAGACCUCCACUGAUGCUGUCACAACACAGUCUGAAGUAGUAUCAACAGCUGACGGGUCCAGCAGUGAUACUAAACCCACUGUGACAUCUCAAACAGCAAGUACAACAGCGCCCCCCGCUACCACCGCCUCCCCCGCUACCACCGCCUCCAUGGUCCCCUCCCAGAAGCCCAAAGCAGCAACCCCCUCUGGUCCAACAUCUGCCAGCUCCAUGACGAUCAGCAAAGAGUACUCCACCAGGGACAGAGUCAGCCUCCUCAGGUUCUCUAAAUCCAAGAAGGCGAGGUCAGGUACAGCCCUGCCGUCCUACCGCAAAUUUGUUACCAAAAGCAGCAAGAAGAGCAUCUUUGUCUUGCCAAACGAUGACCUCAAGAGAUUGGCGAGGAGAGCGGGUAUCAGAGAGGUUCCUAUUUUUAACUACAACGCCAAGCCAGCCCUGGAUAUAUGGCCCUACCCCUCACCACGGCCUACGUUUGGGAUCACAUGGAGGUACCGCCUCCAGACCGUGAAGUCGCUGGCCGGUGUCAGUUUGAUGCUGAGGCUACUGUGGGCCUGCCUUCGGUGGGACGACAUGGCUGUUAAACCCUCCGCAGUCGUGGGGACGACACGAAAAGAAACCACUGAAACGGACAUCACCACAACAGAGAUCAUUAAGCGCAGAGAUGUCGGCCCUUAUGGAAUCCGCUCUGAAUACUGCAUCAGGAAGAUCAUCUGUCCCCUUGGAAACAGAGAUACCCCUAAAGAAACCCCCACUCCUCAGAGGAAAGGCCUGCGUUCAAGCGCCUUGAGGCCUAAGAAGCAGGAGCCGGCCAAGCUGACAGGGCCAAUCGCCGUGGAGACGUGGGUACCUGAAGAGGAGCUGGAGCUGUGGGAGAUCAGGGCCUUUGCAGAAAGAGUGGAGAAGGAGAAGUCGCAGGGUUCAGAUCCCUCCAAAAUCGGCACAACGCUGAAGACAGCAGAGGAUGUCAAGGCCCAUUUGGAGAAUCAGCUGAGACAGGCCAGACUGGCAGCUCAGCAGAAACGCCUGGAGCAGCAGAGACUGAUUACAACGGUGACCACCUCCACAACAAACACCACCUCCACCACCUCUGCCAGCGUUCCCGUUACCCCUGGCACCCCAGCAUCCAUAAGCCAGAGGACUGGUCAGGUCACAUCUGGAACCAAGAUGGUGCUGGCCUCCAAACUGGGCUCCCCGGUGUCCUUCCAGCAAGACAAGAACUUCCAGCAGUCGUUUGCUUCCUGGGUCAAACAGGGUCAGAGCAGCAACAACAACAAUAACAACGGCAGCUCAGCCUCCUCUGGCUCCGUGACUACCAUAGCGAGCAGCAUCGCCACCUCAGAGCAAACCUUCCAGAUCGCUGGCAGUCCAGUGACUGUGGCUGGCCAGGUCCUCGCCGCCAAACUACCACUGCCCGCUAACAGCAAGAUUGUCACGCUCAACAUGCCCAUUACACAAGGAGGUGUAGUCCAGCAGAAAGUCCUGGGCAUUUUCCCCUCUGGGCCUCCUGCGAACCUGAGGACCUACAGCACACUACAUCCCACAACAGGCAACAUGAACCUCAGAGCCACCACCUCGGCCUCUACCACUCAGCAGCAGAGUGUCACAGUUGGAGGCCAAACACCAGCUGGCACGUCAAGCCAGUUACCCACCCUGUCUACCUCUGUGGGUACAACAAUGGUCAGAAGUCCAGCGUUGGCUCAACAAGGCCAACCUCAGUCAGCUUUGACCCAAAUGAACCUUGGCCAGACCGGGUCUACGCCUGUGCAAACACCUGCAGGUCCGAGGGCAGCUGCUCCUGUGCCAUCCCCCCGCCCGGCUACCACAGCUCCUGGACAGCCCCCUGCUGCUUCCUCCCAGACCACAAGACCACAGCAGGGUCAAGUCAAACUCACGAUGGCUCAGCUCAUGCAGCUCACCCAGAGUGCCCAGGGAGGAAACCCAGGCCUGACUGUGGUAAUCCAAGGUCAGGGCCAGACCCAAGGCCAGCUGCAGAUCAUCCCUCAGGGUGUGACGGUCAUCCCUGGCCCUGGUCAGCAGUUGAUGCAGGCAGCCAUGCCCAAUGGACAGGUCCAGCGCUUCCUCUUCACCCCCAUGCCCCCCUCUUCAUCUGCUUCAACCCCUUCUACCGGAACCCCAACAAAGCCCACCACAGCCCAGACCCCUCAAGCCCAACUAUCAACUCCAGUUCAAGCCCGGGUCCCUGCACAGGUUCAGACGACUCCUUCAGCCUUAGCCCAAACCCAAAUGGCAGCUCCUUUACCGACCCCGUCCUCAGUCCCUGUGCAAACGCAAGUAGCAGCUCAGACAAUGCAAACACAAAGUUCAGUUCCUACACCAUCAUCAGCCCCUGCCCAGCCUCAGAUCCCUGCAUCGGUACCUUUUCUGCCACAAGUUGCAGCCCACACAACACCUCAGACACAGGUUUCAUCCCCCACUCAAGCCUCAGUCCCCACACAACCCCAAGUGGCAAGAUCUGCGCUUGCGCCAACACAAAAUACCGCUUCAACUCUGACUCCAACACAGAUCUUUACUUCAACCUCAGUGCAAAACAAGGCUGAAAUCCCAGCGGUGGUUCAAACUCAAACCUCCAACCCUCCCCAAGGCUCAUUUCCUUCACCAACCCAAGCCAACCUGCCACUACCUGUCCAAGGACAAGUUCCACCUCAGUCCCAGGUCCAGACGCAGAACCUGAGCCCUCCUCCGCCCUUACCCACAGCCUCUGUCCAGAUGCACAUUAAUGCUCCAGCCCCUGCUUUAGCCCCCAUCUCAGUCAAACCUCCUGUCCAGGUGACUACUAACCCAGUCCAGAUGCCUGUUUCUGCCUCUCUACCCUCACCUGUUGCAGUUCCAACACCCGCUCUUGCUCCAGUCUCUGCCCCUGUCAUAGCUGUUGUGUCCACCCAAAUCACUGCCCCCUCCCCAGCCAAAACUCCAAUCCAAAUCCAAGUCACAGCUCCGCUUCAUGCUGCUGUAGCUGGUGCUGUGGUCACACCUGUCACAGCCACCUCCACGACGCCUUCAGUGCCAGCUCUGAUGGAGCACAGACCAGCUCAGCCGCAAGCCUGGGCUCCAGCCCCGUCUCAAGCUCAGACUCCACUUCAGCCAGUUCAACAAGCUGCAGCUCCGGUUCAGCCACCCACCCAGACCACCGUACCCCCCUCUGCUCCCUCACCAGUCUCCACACAUUCACCUGUAACGCCGCUGCCUCAAGCCUCUCUCACUCCUCAGUCUCAAGCACAAGUCCAGCACCCAACCGUCAUGUCCAUGCAGCAGGUGUCUCAGAUGCCAGUGUCAGCGGUCCCGGUUCACAUGAAGGGACUACCGGUCUCCUCUGUGGUGACCACUGUGGGACCCUCUCAGCCCCAGCCCCAGCUCCAGCUCCAAACCCACACUCAAGUUCAGCCGCAGCCUCAAGCUCAAAUCCGUGCACAGAUUCAGGUCCAGCCUUAUGGUCAGGUCCAACAAAUGCCACAUCUGCAGACCCAAGCACAAACCCAAAUCACCCCCCAGGUUCGAGUUCAGUUUCAGCCACGUGCACACCCUCAGCAACCACCGCAAUUGCAGCCCCUCGCUUCAAUUCAACCUCAGGUGCAGUUUCAGACCCAAACUCAGAACCAAACCUUGCCCCAGGUCCAGAGCCCAACCCGGGUCCAACCUCAGUACCACACCCAGGUACAAGCUUCAUUUCAAACCCAACCUCAGGCUCAGCUACAGCCUCAGGUCCAGCCUCAGUCCCAGGUUCAGUCACCGCCUCAGGUUCAGUCUCAGGCCCAAACUCAACUCCAGCCCCAGAUUCAAACACAACUUCACGCCCAGGUUCAGGUCCAGUUCCAGCAGCAGAGCCAGAUUCAACCACAACCUCAGGCCACGCAGCAGACCCCCCAGGUCCACACUCAGUCACCUGUUCAAGCUCAGCCCCAGUUUCAACUUCAGUCACCGCAGCAGCUUCAGGUCCAACCCCAACCUCAAGUCCAGGCUAAGCUGCAAGUCCAGUUCCAACCUCAGACUCAAACCCAAGUUCAAGCGCAGCCUCAGCUUCAGGUCCAGUCUCCCAUCAGGCAUCAGCUCAUCACAGUACCAGGCAUUCAGCAGCCAGUCCAGCUGCUGUCAGCCUUGCCUCCCCAUGUUGCAGCUCAGAUCCAGGCUCAGAUUCAGGCCCAGGCACAGCAGCAGGGGGGCACAGUUCCCCAGCAGAUCAAACUGCAGCUGCCCAUCCAGAUUCAGCCCGCAGGGGGGCAAAUUCAGGGUCACCAGAUCCAGAACAUGGUGACCAUACAGGCACCGGCAAGUGUCCAAGAGCAGCUCCAGAGGAUGCAGCAGCUGAGAGAGCAACAGCAACAACCACCACCACAACAACCACAACCAAAGAAGAAGAAACACAGUGAGGCUAAAAGGGAACAGAAAGAGCAGAAUCUGCAGACUACAAGUCCCAGGGAUGGUAUCCAAAAUAAGGUGGUUCUGAAACAGAAUUCUACAGCAGAACAGCUGAAACAAAGGAAGACUCUGGCUGCAGCAGAACGAGAGGAGAACCAGAGAAUGAUUGUGUGCAACCAGGUGAUGAAGUAUAUCCUUGACAAAAUUGAGAAGGAUGAGAAGCAGGCAGCUAAGAAGAGGAAAAAGGAGGAGGUGGUGGAGCAGAAACGCUCCAAGCAGAACGCCACCAAACUGACUGCACUACUGUACAAGCACAAAGAGCAGCUGAAGGCCGAGAUCCUGAAGAAGAGGGCGCUGCUGGACAAGGAGCUGCAACUGCAAGUACAGGAGGAGCUUCGGCGGGACAUUGCCAGGCUACAGAAAGAAAGAGAGAAAGCCAGAGCAGCCAUCACCCAGGCGGCUGUGGCGACGGUCAAAGCGCCGGACACUCCUCCCAUUCCUCCCAAUCCUCCCAUUCCUCCCACUCGUCACACUCUACACAUUCCUCCCACAGCACACACAGUAACCUCGCCUUCCUCGUCCCACAAACGCAAGAGGGAAGAGGAAAGGGACAAGGACAGAAACCGAGACAGGGACAGACAUCACGACAAGGACAAGAAACGGGACCGGGAUAAGGACCGAGACAAAUACAGAGAUCGAGAUAAAGACAGAGAUCGGGACCGUGAAAGGGAGAGAGACAAGGAGAGGGACAGAGAACGGGAUAGACAUCGGGACAGGGAUAGAGACAGGGACCGAGACAGAGACUCCAGCUUAUUAAAACACAAGAAAAAGAAGAAGAAGCUGUCUUCUACCUCAAAGGAUCACAAGAAGGACACCAAACUGUACUGUAUCUGCAAGACGCCCUACGAUGAGUCCAAGUUUUACAUCGGGUGUGACCUCUGCUCCAACUGGUUCCAUGGCGCCUGUGUCGGCAUCACAGAAAAGGAGGCCAAGAAGUUGGAGGACUUUGUGUGCAAUGACUGCAAACGUGGCCAGGAGGGAGGGAGCAGCGAGGAACUGUACUGCAUCUGCCGGACGCCAUACGACGAAUCCCAGUUUUACAUCGGCUGCGACCGCUGCCAGAACUGGUACCAUGGUCGCUGCGUGGGCAUCCUCCAGAGUGAGGCCAAUCACAUCGACGUCUAUGUGUGUCCGCAGUGUCAGUCAACAGAAGACGCCAUGACAGUUCUCACGCCACUCACUGACAAAGACUAUGAGGGGUUGAAAAGAAUAUUACGCUCAUUACAGUCCCAUAAAAUGGCGUGGCCUUUCCUUGAACCAGUGGACCCACACGAUGCACCUGAUUAUUAUCGUGUGAUCAAGGAGCCAAUGGAUUUCUCCACAAUGGAAACCCGUUUGCAAAAGCGGCAUUACCACAAGCUCACCGAGUUUGUGGCAGACGUGACCAAAAUCUUCGACAACUGCCGCUAUUACAACCCCAACGAUACGCCCUUCUUUCAGUGUGCAGAGGUGCUUGAAGCCUUCUUUGUGCAGAAGCUUAAAGGCUUCAAAGCGAGCAGGUCUCAUAACAACAAGCUACAGUCUUCUUCAGCCUCUUAGAAAGCAUCGUACAUUGCUCAAAACAAAAAUGCACUUGGCCAAGAAUAUGGCUCUUUCUGAACUGUAACUCUGUGAUGGACUGCCUCAUCCUGCGAUCGGAAUCUGCUCCUCUGACAAGUCUGUGCAGCUUUUUGCUGAACUGUUGGGGCAAAGCUGCCAUCUGCCCGUUUUCAGGACCUCUCCGGACUCAUCCACAUCCCGUGGGUCUGUACUGAGGAGCAUGAACAACUGAGGCAUUUCAGAAGAAAGUUUACCUCGGAGAAAAGACUCUUAAUUGAGCUCUCAUAUUUCCAUGUACUUUUAUUUUUGUCUCUGUUUUGUUUUUUCUUGUUAAAAAUCCCUCAGGCCAUCCUUGUGGUCAUCAUGUCCAGUGAGACGUAGGAAACCAAGAACUGACAUACAACAACUGAGUUACACUGAGCAUCAUGCUCCAUGAGUUUUGUGUCUAAAUUGAGAUAUUGCAGUGGAACAACUUUGUUUCUCCUAUUUCCACUCAUUGUUAAAUCUGAAGUGGCAUGAAAGACAGUUGUACUAAAUAUGUGGACAUCAGUAGACUGGUGAAAUUUGUAUAACCUACUGAAAGUACAAUAAUAAGCUAUUGUAAAUGGAUUGCCUUGCAGUAGUGACUGAGAAGGAUGAAGCAUCGCAUUUGAAGGUCCUGCCCUGUUUGUAAAAAUUAGUCACAUUUUGACUUCCUUUUUCUUUUUUUUGUAUUACAGCUGAAGAAAUAUUGAUGUAUAUGGAACUUAAUAAAAUGCAAAAGACUGAU
Sphaeramia orbicularis (orbiculate cardinalfish) is the source of this 11242-nucleotide messenger RNA. RefSeq names its product bromodomain PHD finger transcription factor (gene bptf). Lineage: Eukaryota; Metazoa; Chordata; Actinopteri; Kurtiformes; Apogonidae. Gene Ontology annotation, biological process: regulation of transcription by RNA polymerase II. Gene Ontology annotation, molecular function: RNA polymerase II cis-regulatory region sequence-specific DNA binding. The record is from RefSeq and is a predicted model, not a curated record. Gene Ontology annotation, cellular component: NURF complex.